Molecule: messenger RNA, 4351 nt
Organism: Python bivittatus (Burmese python)
Lineage: Eukaryota; Metazoa; Chordata; Lepidosauria; Squamata; Pythonidae
Gene: PDE6C
Product: phosphodiesterase 6C
Biological process (GO): signal transduction
Molecular function (GO): 3',5'-cyclic-nucleotide phosphodiesterase activity; protein binding
Source: RefSeq, a predicted model, not a curated record
AUGGGUGAAAUGAAUAAAGAAGAUGUUGAAAAAUAUUUGGAGAACAACCCACAAUUUGCCAAGGAGUUUUAUGAUAGAAAACUUCGUCCAGAAGCAAUAAGAAACCUCUUCGGAGUCAACCCUGAGAAUGUGAAGGAGGGAGUCUCCUUCAAAGAGAUGACCAAGCUAGAAGAAUGUGAGAUACUUUUGGAAUUACUUUUGGAAAUCCAGGAAGAUGCAGCCGGUAUGGAAAAGACCGCACAUAAAGUCCUGCAAAGGUCGGCACAGUUACUAGCAGCUGACAAGUGUAGUAUGUUUAUUUGCCGUUCCCGCAACGGUAUUCCAGAGUUAGCUAGUAGACUCUUAGAUGUCACCUCUACUUCCAAAUAUGAGGACAACUUGGUGCAUCCUGAAAAAGAAAUUGUUUUUCCUCUGGACAUUGGAAUAGUAGGUUGGACUGCUCAUACCAAGAAAUCAUUUAACAUACCGGAUGUCAAGAAGAAUAAUCACUUCUCUGACUUUGUGGAUAAGCAGACUGGCUACACGACCAUCAACAUGCUCACUAUUCCAGUUGUGCAAGGCAAGGAAGUUCUUGCUGUUUUCAUGGCACUUAACAAACAAAAUGCCCCUGAGUUCUCUAAAGAGGAUGAAGAUGUCUUUAGUAAAUAUAUUCAUUUUCUUUCACUUGCUUUGAAACAACACCACACUGCAUACCUGUAUAACAUUGAAUCUAGAAAGAGUCAGAUACUUUUAUGGUCUGCCAACAAAGUAUUUGAAGAACUUACAGAUAUUGAGCGACAGUUUCACAAAGUCAUGUACACUAUUCGACAAUAUUUAAAUUGUGAAAGAUAUUCCAUUGGUCUGCUGGACAUGACCAAAGGGAAGGAAUUUUAUGAUGAAUGGCCAAUUAAAUUGGGAGAAGCAGAGCCUUACAAAGGGCCAAAGACCCCUGAUGGUCGAGAAAUUAACUUUUAUAAGAUAAUUGAUUAUAUUCUACAUGGAGAAGAACACAUCCAAGUAAUUCCGACACCUCCUGCAGAUCACUGGUGUCUUGCGAGUGGCUUACCAACUUACGUUGCUGUAAAUGGAUUUAUCUGUAAUAUGAUGAACGCACCAGCAGAUGAAUAUUUCACUUUUCAGAAAGAAGCUUUUGAUGAGACAGGCUGGACCAUCAAAAAUGUCUUAUCUUUACCUAUUGUAAACAAAAAAGAAGAAAUUGUAGGUGUAGCUACAUUUUACAACAGGAAAGAUGGCAAACCAUUUGAUGAAUAUGAUGAACAGAUUACCGAAAUGCUUACACAGUUCCUUGGAUGGUCUGUUUUAAAUACUGACGCAUAUGACAAAGCGAAUAAGCUUGAAAAUCGGAAAGACAUUGCUCAGGAAAUGCUCAUGUAUCAGACAAAAGCAACAACUGCAGAAAUUAAAACCAUACUGAAAUGCAAAGAAAAACUGAAUCAAGAUAAUCUUGAAGACUGCGAUGAGAAGCAGCUUAUUAAAAUUUUGACAGAGGAAUUGCCUGAUCCAAAGAAUGCUGAACUUUAUGAAUUUCACUUCAGUGACUUCCCCGUUACAGAUCAUGACUUGAUCAAGUGUGGAAUACAAUUAUUCUUUCAGAUAAAUGUUGUAGAAAAGUUCAAAGUACCAGCAGAGGUACUCACAAGAUGGAUGUACACAGUCAGAAAAGGGUAUCGCGACAUCACUUACCACAACUGGCGGCAUGGAUUUAAUGUUGGACAGACCAUGUUUGCUCUUUUAAUGACCGGUAGGUUAAAGAAAUAUUACACUGAACUAGAAGCCUUUGCUCUGAUAGCUGCAGCUUUCUGUCAUGAUAUUGAUCACAGAGGAACCAACAACUUGUAUCAAAUGAAGUCAGCAGCUCCAUUGGCAAAGCUCCAUGGCUCUUCCAUUUUAGAACGGCACCAUCUAGAAUACAGUAAAACACUGCUACAAGACGAGAGUUUAAACAUCUUCCAAAAUCUAAACAAGCGCCAGUAUGAAACUGUUUUACAUAUAUUUGAAGUUGCAAUCAUAGCGACUGACUUGGCUCUGUAUUUCAAGAAAAGGACUAUGUUUCAGAAAAUAGUGGAUGCCACUGAAAAAAUACAAGAUGAGAAUGAUGUGAUUAAAUAUGUAUCUAUGGACCCAACCAAAAAAGAAGUAAUCAUGGCUAUGAUGAUGACUGGUUGUGACCUUUCUGCCAUCACUAAACCUUGGGAGGUACAAAGUAAGGUUGCCAUCAUGGUUGCAAAUGAAUUCUGGGAGCAAGGUGAUCUUGAACGAACUGUCUUACAGCAACAGCCAAUUCCUAUGAUGGAUAGAAGCAAGGGGGAUGAAUUACCUAAGCUUCAAGUUGGUUUCAUUGAUUUUGUAUGUACCUUUGUAUAUAAGGAAUUCUCAAGGUUCCAUAAAGAAAUCACCCCUAUGUUUGAUGGUCUUCAAAACAAUCGAACGGAAUGGAAAUUGCAAGCUGAACUUUAUGAGGAGAAGAUAAAAGCUAUUGAAGAAAAAAAGAAAAAGCAAGAAGAAGAAGAGGUCAAGAAAGGUUAGGCAUAUAGAAAUGUGUGGUUUCAGGCAAUCCAUUGGUACAUACAAACAUUUCUGUAAUCUUGAGAAUUUUUGCUGAGCGUGGAACUUAAAGUACCAAAUGUAGUUUUAAUUGAUAUAAUUUCAUGGUCUGCAGUAUUUUCCAUCAGUUCUUUGAUGCAACAGAUUAACCCAGCUACCCCUUAGGGAUUGGUUGCAAAUAAUGACAAAAGAUAAUGGGCCAAAUCCAGAUAUCCCAGGAUUCCUCUAACUGAAGAGCAGAGUUUAACUGGUUUAGAUAGAGGACUCUGGAACAAUAUGGAGCAAUAAAGCAGGAAAUCAGCCAAAACUCCUUUUCUCUCCUGAUCCCAAUUAAAAGGAUCAAAGGCUGUUCUAGAUUCCAGACAAUACCUUCAGGGGAGGGAGGGAGGGAGGAAUUUGCACUCACACACACACAUUCACUUUGGGCUGAAUCCAUCUGAAUGGAAAUACAAUUGCAGUCCUAAUUUGGUAUACCUAGUGGGACAGUAGAACAGCAAAUUAAAAAAAGAGUGCAGAAAAACCAAAACUACAGAAAUCAAGAAUACCAAAUUUGAAUUACUGUAGUUUUAUCAAGAUCAUUUUUUUAAAUAAAUCAUAGCUGAAAAAUGUUGACUGUUAACCAUUUUGAACCAGCCAUCUUUCUAAGAUUCAAAAGUUAAAACUCCAAAUGAGUCUGGAUUUAAGUUUUUGGAACCUAGACUAUAAAAAUGGUACAGCUAUUAUGAGAAUGGAAUUACUGAAUGCUAUUUCUCUACUAUAGUUUUUUUUCAAUACUUCGCUUUCUUGCUAUAUCUUGUACACAUUUGAGGCUACAACCUAGAUGAUCUUGAAAAUGCUGUUCUAUCUGUAAUAAUAGCUGUAAUUGGAUCUGACAUUUUUCAGACUGUUAAUGACACUCAUAAAACGUCCAAUGGCCUCAACCAAACCAAGGAGUUUCCAUUAGUAGCCCUAUUUGUUCACUUUGGAAUGGAAAGGAUAAAUUAGCCACGAGUGAGAAAUCAUCAAUUCACUUACAUCUCAUUUUGCUAUGAGUGGAAAGUGUCUUCCAAAGUGCAUUAAAUGCAUUUCCCUGGUCAUGAUUUCCAAUUAUGUUUUCACUUUGCUGAUCCAUAAUUAGUGUUAGAUUAGGGUCAAUGAUUAUGCUGCCUUAUUGAAGAAUAGCAACUGAAAGUUGCAUAAACUAUUAUUUUUGUUUUUCUCCCUUAUUUUUGGAGACCACCAGUGUCUGGUCUUGAAGACAUUCAAUGCCUUUGAAAACAGCAGGCUUGCAAGUUGCCAGAAGGAAUUAAGACUUUCAGAGAAGAUUACAAACUUGUACAUUCUCUCUUUCAAUCGUGAAAGAAGUUCCCAUAAGUAUAUAUGCCUAUUAUAUUAAUAGUGAUUAAUAAAAUGAAUGGCUACAUGGAUAGUUGCCUAACUUCAAAGUUACAUAAGCAAGAGGCAAAGUCAUUUUAUCUAGUGGUAUUUAAUUUCAUAAAUUAAUUGUGCAUUUUGUCCAGAAGUACCAUCUUUUGUCUGCCAUAAACCUACUCCUAAUAGAUUCCAUGGGCUCACCUGAAAUUCAUAUUUUUUAAAAAAGUUCUCAGAUAGCUUUAUCUGAAUGUUUCUGAAUUAUGAUGGCACUUUUUUCGUAACUGCCUUUACAUGAUGGAUUCUGUUUUUCUAUUAACGUUGCUCACCAAUUUAGGAAGAAUGUAGGUAAUGGGGGCUCUUCAUUCUCUGCAAAUCUACUUUUCUCCUUCACAUUCAAAACUAAAACAAAUUGGAAAUGUUUACAUUAUAAUAUUUUUUAAUAAAUCUUACUAAU